CAAAAACGAAAACAAUAAAACGAGCUGCAGCAUAAACGGCAAUACCAAAAAAAUGCAUUCAUUUGGGUACAGAGCCAACGCUCUGUUAACGUUCGCCGUAACCAUUGUCGCCUUAAUGUGCGCCAUCGCUUCUCUAUCUGACAACCUUAACACUCCCUCUCCGACUGCUGAAAUCCAGGUAGUGAAUAUUAAUUGGUUUCAAAAGCAGACGCAUGGAAACGAUGAGGUCAGCCUGACAUUGAAUAUAACCGCCGAUUUGCAAUCUCUGUUUACAUGGAACACCAAACAGGUUGAUUGUCCAAGUUUUCUUUAUCUCUUUUCAUGUAGAGGCUUUAAUAGUUAUUUGCUGAUUAAAAGUGCUCUUCCAAGGUGUUUUUAG
Messenger RNA from Pistacia vera, 379 nucleotides. Its product is annotated as signal peptidase complex subunit 3B-like. NCBI's taxonomy places the organism in Eukaryota, Viridiplantae, Streptophyta, Magnoliopsida, Sapindales, Anacardiaceae. The record is from RefSeq and is a predicted model, not a curated record. The coding region runs from base 53 to 379 and encodes 108 amino acids. The transcript is spliced from 3 exons. Gene Ontology annotation, biological process: protein targeting to ER. Gene Ontology annotation, cellular component: membrane; signal peptidase complex.